UUGUGGGAAUUGUAGUUCUAAACGCUGCAAGUUAGCUGUGCUAAGCUACACAUACACGCGAGUUUGCCAUGUGGCGGAUCCUGUGGGAAACGGAUGAUAGCAACUUUUAUACCUCAAGCUAGCGUUUUUGAUUGUUGUCAGUCAUCAUGUCGUUUUGUUUUAACUUCGACCUCCCAGCACAAACAACAAGCCCGGCCGACGCGGACGGAAAUGGAUUGCAAAACAGAAAGAAAGACAACAAGACUAUAUCUACUGGCAAUAAUACCAAGCCAGCAGAGCCAGUAAAAGAAGCAAAAGAGCACCAUCCGCCAUCCAGCCCACACCUCCAAGUCGUGGAUGCCGUCUUUGAAACAGUUACCGUCGGGGCUCUUCCUCCUCUGCGCUUCCUCAACGAGACCGUUUUUGAGAAGACCGCCUCUGACAGAGAGGACGGCGAGAACAUUCUUUUGCGCACGGCUGAGCAGAGGUCUGACCUCAUCUCUGGCGUGUACGAGGGAGGGCUGAAGGUGUGGGAGUGCACUUACGACCUACUGGAGCUGAUUGAGAGAGACGGAGAGACCUUCGGGGGGAAGUCGGUUUUGGAUUUGGGUUGCGGUGCAGGGCUGUUGGGAAUUUUGGCCCUGAAGAGGGGAGCCAGGCAGGUCCACUUCCAAGAUUAUAACAGCACAGUCAUUGAACAGCUCACGGUGCCAAAUGUAAUGCUAAACUGCCAAGAGGAUGAUGAAGUAGACAGUGACGAUGACAAAGAAGGGAGGGGAAAGGAAAAAACACAGCAGCAAGACGUUUCUAGAAGAAAGAAUGUGAAAGAGGAUGUUGAGGAUAGUAAUCCACCUCCUAAGAAAAGCGCUGUAGACACAUCCCAGAAACCGUUACUAACCAAGUGUCAUUUCUACUCUGGUGACUGGAGCACGUUUCUCGCUUUGGUCCUAAAAACGGAACCGCCACCCAAAUACGAUGUUAUAUUCACAUCGGAGACUAUUUACAACACUUCGUACUACCCAGUGCUACACGAAACCCUCCACAAACUGCUGGCACCGGAUGGACUGGUCUACCUCGCCACCAAAUCCCACUACUUCGGCGUGGGCGGUGGGCUACAUCUGUUUGAGAUGUUUGUGGAGCAGAGGGGAGUUUUCUAUGUGGAUCACCUGUGGGACGGGGACGAAGGACUUCAGAGACACGUAGUAGUUCUGCGUCUUAAGAAGUCAAAGGACACUUGACAGAGAACCGUCAGGGACACACAUGAUCUGUUAAAACCGAAGACCGAUUGAUGAAUUUAAUGGAGAUAAAAAUGUUCGGAUUGUAUUUUAGUGUGUUACACAGAGCUUGUGAUUCUGUGUGUUAAAGCUACACGGGUUAAAUAUGGAAAAGCUGUAAUAAAUUUAAAAAAAAAUAAAAAAUAAAGCUGCCUCAUCUCCUCUUUGCACUUUGGUUACGUAUACCCUCUUUCACUUCCUAUAUAGUAAUUUGAAUAUGUCUGCCAGUAACCGAAGUGCAGUUGAAAGAGGCUGUUACAGGUCUUUAGAUGCAUGGGGAGGAAAGAAAGGAAAUGGGCUCAGUGACCUUUGCGAGUGAUUUCCCCAGUGUUCAAACACCAGCAUGAAAGCCAGGCUUGUUUCUGAAGUCCAGCACAAAAUGUCAAUUGCAACUUAUCCCACCAGCCCAAGGAUGUAGUUUGAAAGUGGAUUCUAGAGUCACUGCACAUCAAUGGUGGGACUCUGUGGGGUCUCUGUACCUGUUCAUUUGACUAAAAUUCACAGCAGAGCCUGGGUCUGCUCCAUUGCGAAACCUAAAAGUCAGGGCAUAUUUUAUGACUGUAUACAUCCUGGAAAUAUCGACACGAGUGUCCAAGUUCAACAGGGGAACUAUGCUGUAUUUUUCCCCAACACAAUGUGGAAACCCCUUUUCAUCCAGAUCAAGGAAAUCCUUUGAAUUAAACUACCAGGGGUAGUUUUCUGGGGAAGUGUGUAUCCAGUCCAGACUAGUUUCUUGUGUUUGAAAAAAAAAAAAGAAAAGAAAAGAAAAAGGAUGAGGAAAUCAGAGGGUUUUUUCAGGGCCGUGGGACAAUGAAACCGUCAGUGGCUUGUUUAAAAACUGGUUUCUCCCUCACUCUGGUCUAUCUGACUAAACGCAAUCAGUGUCACGUCCCUGUCAUGUUUCAUUAUGACCUAAAGGCAAACAGAGAUAUAUCAGAAAGGCUU
Messenger RNA from Mugil cephalus (flathead mullet), 2198 nucleotides. It is a transcript of the gene mettl18, whose product is annotated as methyltransferase like 18. The record is from RefSeq and is a predicted model, not a curated record. Lineage: Eukaryota; Metazoa; Chordata; Actinopteri; Mugiliformes; Mugilidae. The transcript is spliced from 2 exons. Gene Ontology annotation, biological process: peptidyl-histidine methylation, to form tele-methylhistidine. The coding region runs from base 147 to 1217 and encodes 356 amino acids. Gene Ontology annotation, molecular function: protein-L-histidine N-tele-methyltransferase activity.